CCUCCUCCCUCCAAGUGCGGAGUUGUGGAGUGUGAUGGCACGAUGGUCAAAGGAGUUUAUUGGUCUGUUGGUGUGGCAUCUGGGGAGGAGCAGCCUGUCUCUGCAGGACAGUGUGCAGAGGGUGGCUGGUGUCAUCCAGGAUGGCCAGAAGCUUGAAGCCGACCACAGAGCCGGCCCGCCUGACGAGCUUGUCAAGCCUGGAGGAGUCCCUGUUGGUUGUGCUGCCUCCCCAACACACCACAGCGUAAAAAAGGAUGCUGGCGACCACCGACUGAUCAUUGACAGAAGUUUACUACAGAUAUUAAAAGAUCGCAGCCUCCUUAAAAAAUACAGUCUGCUUUGGCCUUUCUUGUAGAGGUGGUCGGUAUUGAUUGCCCAGUCCGGGGCAAGGACGCCUACAGGGGGAACACGGACAGCAGGGAGUGAACCUGGAACCAUGGUGGUGGCAUGGGGCUCAGGAGGUAGAGCGGGUUGGAUGUGACAUCGCAGCACCCUCCUGACGGCGUUAUCAGGGUCCGUCGUCACAGCGGCCCGCAACGAACUCAUUAUGACAUCACCGGAUUCCAUAACAGAGUCCUGAGGACAUCUCGGGGUUCCAUAGCAACCAGAGUCCUGAUGACAUCACAGGGUCCCCUUAACAACCAGAGUCCUGAUGACAUCACAGGGUCCCCUUAACAACCAGAGUCCUGAUGACAUCACAGGGUCCCCUUAACAACCAGAGUCAUGAUGACAUCACAGGGUCCCCUUAACAACCAGAGUGCUGAUGACAUCACAGGGUUCCAGAACAACCUGCUGGUCCCCCCAGUCCUGUUCAGCGCUGCAGUCACCCCGCCACAGCUCUGGUUUCCCCCGCCCCCUUCCUACUGACUCCAUGGCGCCCCCAGGCCCCCCCUGCUGCCCUCUCCUGCGCCUCCUCCUGCUCCUGCUGAGCGGGGGCGGGGCCGGGGGCUACGAGGCCCCGGCGGACCGGGAGGACGUGUUCUCCAGGAGGGCGUGCCCCGCCUUCCUCUCCUUCAGCAACGCCGCCUUCCUGUCCGGCUCCACCGUGGAGCUGGCCUGCCGCUGCAAACCCCAUCAGGUGCGGGAGGUGGUGUGGUUCUACAGGGACCACCAGGCCGGUCCCCAGGCCACCAGGGCCCUGACGGAUCUCCAUGGCAACCGUCUCCUGGACCCCGACGACGUGCCCCCCCGCGGGGCGGACCUCCAGCUGCGCUCCUCCAUCCGCCUCUUCAGCCUGCUGCUCCACCGGGCGGAGCCGCGCGACUCCGGCCUCUACCUCUGUGGCUCCGCCCACCAGGACUUCUUCUAUGGUUACGACCUGGACAUCCAGGAGGCGGGCGCGCUCACCCUGUCGCCAAGUCCCAGCGCCGCCCCGGGGAGGAGAGAGAGUGGCCCUCCAGUGCGCCCGGGUGCAGCUCGCCCUCAGUUCCAGGUGUUCACCAGGUACGGGCCCUGGGGCCGCUGCGACCGCUGCGGGCCCCCUGGGGAGCAGGUGAGGGCGGGGCUCUGCUUCCUGCGCUCCCCCUACCUGCACGUCCGCUACCGCGCGGCCAAUCAGAGCCUGGCGUCCUGCGGCUCGGGGGCGGUACCUCGAGCUUUCGGCCUAUCGGAGAGCGGCAAGAGGCCGGUGGCUCGGCUGGAGGUCCGACUGUGUCACGUGACCUGCCCGACUCAAGCCCCGCCCACCUCCAGCGACCCAUCCGUGAUGGGCCUCCUGGGCUUCAGUUCCUCCUCCCGGUCAGCAGGGGUGCCAGUGUUCUACCUGAACCGUCCAGCCAAUCAGGUCGUGACCCUGGGCUGCCCGGGGUCACGACCCCAGCACGCGGUGGCCUGGGACCAGGGGUCGGAGCCCAUCUAUCGCUCUAAACACCUCAAAGCGUCCAACCUGACCUCCACAUCUCCCAGGAUGCACCUGGACGUGGCAGGUCACCUGGUCUUCAGACCCGCCCACCUGGAGGACUCAGGGGUCUACUACUGCUGGCUGCAGGGGCGCAAGGCAGCCCAGAUACGACUGCUGGUCUACGCCCACUUUGGGCGGGUCCACAUGAUGUCGGACCCCAGCGUCCAAUCAGCUCUCAGGGCGGUGCUGAUGUCAUACGCUGCCAUGACGACCGUCUUCAUUAUGCUGCUGCUGGCGAGAGCGGGUAUCAGGACGUUCAGGAACACUGGACCCUAGAUACACACACACACACACACACACACACACACACACACACACACACACACACACACACACACACACACACACACACACACACACACACACACACACACACACACACACACACUCACA
Messenger RNA from Gadus macrocephalus (Pacific cod), 2293 nucleotides. Its product is annotated as Ig-like V-type domain-containing protein FAM187A. The record is from RefSeq and is a predicted model, not a curated record. Lineage: Eukaryota; Metazoa; Chordata; Actinopteri; Gadiformes; Gadidae. The transcript has 5 exons. The coding region runs from base 764 to 2176 and encodes 470 amino acids.